Messenger RNA from Artibeus jamaicensis (Jamaican fruit-eating bat), 4767 nucleotides. It is a transcript of the gene SERGEF, whose product is annotated as secretion regulating guanine nucleotide exchange factor. The record is from RefSeq and is a predicted model, not a curated record. The transcript has 11 exons. Lineage: Eukaryota; Metazoa; Chordata; Mammalia; Chiroptera; Phyllostomidae. Bases 39 to 1193 code for a protein of 384 amino acids.
CGUUGGCCACUCCCGGAAGCGUCGGUGGAGGGUCCCCCAUGGAGCGGGAUCCCGGCGCCUCGAAUGCUACCCCAGCUCCGACCGCGCUCUUCGCCUGGGGGGCAAAUAGCUACGGGCAACUUGGCCUUGGCCAUAAGGAAGACGUACUCUUGCCCCAACGGCUGAAUGACUUCUGUAAACCUGUGUGUGUUAGGAGGAUCACGGGAGGAGGGGGCCACUCUGCUGUUGUCACAGAUGGAGGAAGUCUUUUCGUUUGUGGCCUGAACAAAGACGGGCAGUUGGGGCUUGGUCACACGGAGGAUGUUCUGUGUUUUACACCCUGCAAAUCCCUCCUUCGCUGUCCCAUCCGACAGGUGGCCUGUGGCUGGGACUUUACCAUUAUUCUCACGGAACAUGGUCAAGUUCUAUCAUGUGGAUCCAACUCCUUUGGCCAAUUAGGGAUUCCUCAUGGGCCUCAAAGGUGCCUGGUUCCCCGGGCCAUUGAGCUCCUGCGAGAGAAGGUUGUUAGCAUUGCUGCUGGACUGAGGCAUGCCUUAGCCGCUACAGUGAGUGGCAUCGUGUUCCAGUGGGGAACGGGUUUGGCAUCUUCUGGACGGCGGUUGUGCCCUGGGCAGACUCUCCCACUGUUUUUGACAGCAAAGGAACCCAGCAGAGUGACAGGCCUAGAGAAUUCUAAAGCAAUAUGUGUUGCUGCUGGCUCCGCACACUCGGCUUCACUGACAGAUGCUGGAGAGCUGUAUGUUUGGGGAAGCAACAAGCAUGGACAGCUGGCUUCCCAGGCUGCUUUCCUUCCUAUGCCCCAGGAAAUAGAAGCUCACUGUUUUCAGAGUGAAAAGGUCACCGCUGUCUGGAGUGGGUGGACACACCUGGUCGCCCAGACAGAAACUGGCAAGGUGUUUACUUGGGGCCGAGCAGACUACGGUCAACUAGGGAGGAAGCUGGAGUCUCCUGAAGGCUGGAAACCAGAAGAGCAGGGCUCACACCUGCGUUGCUCAAGACCACAGAAAAGCACGCCUUCGUCUCUGCACUGCUUGACAGGAGCGACUGAGGUCUCUUGUGGCUCAGAACAUAAUCUGGCCGUGGUUGGGCCUCCUCACACUGAUGUACUAACUUCCUCCUGCAAAGCCCACCCUGUCUCAGCUACAUGGAGGGGAACUAAGGAAAGAGAGAGGCUUCAUCCAUCCUUGGCGUAAAGCUGCCCAGGGAAGAAUGCUCCCUUCCCUAGGAGACGCUGGCAGUGAGAGACUGUGGGGCCGGGAAAGGGCAGCCUGAGCAGGCAGAGCGAGGGCAGCCUGCUCGGUCACCGCCCCCAAGAAGGCAGCCCCUAUAGUGCUCAUUAUUGGGCUCCUCUUCCCGCUUCCCUGCAGGAGCCAAAUGGAAACAGUCUGCAGCCUGGGUUUGCCUUCGGGAGGAGGACCACCCAGGGACUGACAGCACCCUCGUCUCUUCCUGACACGCAGGCUCAGAUGUAGACGGGAUGAGACCCUGAGGCAUCUGUGCAGACCCAAACCCUGCAUCCAAAUGCUGAUCCCAGGGAAGGAGGGGGAUCCGAAAGAGUGCACUGAACAGAAGCAGGUCGUGAUACUGAGGGAGCGGACCUACUCAGGCCCCAGGCGCUGUCGGCACUGGCUGUAGCCCCGUGAGAAGGAGAGCUCAGAGGGAUCGGCAACACCCCGCCCCGGCCGGGAGUUCUAGUUCCAGCGUGGUCAGAGACCGUCUGCUUCCUGCUGCUACAGCACGGGCUCUGAGGGCUCCCUUCCCACGUGACUUGAUUGUCCAGGCCUCAGCUUCCUCUUCCGUGAGCAACACCAGGAUAGCAAAACCUACCUCUCGGGUCUUUAGGAGGAUCGUAUGAGGCUAAGUUAGAGGGAAACACCUAGCCCCUAUAUAUUAGUCAGGGUCUCCAGAGAAACAGAACCAAUGGGAUCUGUCUGUCUGUCUGUCUGUCUAGAUUUAUCUUAAAGAAUUCUCACGUGGUUAUAGGGACUGAGAAGUCCAAAAUCCUUGGAGUAAGCCAGCAGACUGGGGAGACAGGUAAGAGCUGAGUGGACAUUGCAUUCCAGAGCAGGGUUCUGUGUUGUAGCCUUGAGGCAGAAUUCUUCUUUCUUCAGGAAACCUCAGUCUCUGCCCUGGAGGCCUUCAACUGAUCGGAUGAGGCCCACCAGAACAUGAGUACAAAUGUUAAUCACAUCUAAAAACAAAAAAUACCUUUAUGGCAACAUCUAGACUAGUGUUUGACCCAGCCACUGGUCACCAUAAGCUAGCCAAGGUGACACAAAAUUAACCACCAUGCCGUGAAAGGGUUGUGGUUCUUAACAAAGACAUUGCCUUCCCUCUCUCCUGCCCUCUCUCCAUUUCCAAGUCAUUGCUGAGGUCAAAAGAGGCUUCACUCAGUGGCAUCUCUGGCAUGUGGGCGCAGAAGCUGCUAGGCUCUGGCAGUGGGGCCUCUGUGCUCCUCCUGUCUCUCCGAGAUCUAUUUCUGCUGACUUCACCCCCCAGGGAAUCAGUGUCCCUACUUCCUAAGGCAAGCCCUGGAGUGCCCAUGGUGGCUUCCCACAGAGGCCUGCACUCUGGGCCGUGCCCGGAGUCCUCUGUGUCCUCUCUGAGUUCCUUUCCGGUCUGCUUCUCGAACAUUCGCAGCGCCGAGUUUCUGACUUUCGGUUCUGAGGACAGGCGUGAAGACCUGAGCUCUGCCUCAGCCAGACCGUGUGGUGAGCCACCAGGAUGGCCUUCCUGCUGCGGCGUGCAAGCUAGAAGGAAAGUCCUCGGGCGAGUAAGAGUUAACUCCCUGCCUAGAAUGUUGCAGGUGGCAUUCUGCCUGGAAGUGGAGAGCUGGACUCCAUUCCAUUUUAGAGAUUGAUACUCCACAGGUGAUCCAAAAUGCUUCUCAUUUUAAUGGAAUGUGGAGUUGCUUUUGCCAGAGUUGCAGAAUGCCUAGAUGGGAUCUCUAAGGUAGCAUAAGGUCAGGGAAAGCGCUCUGGACCAGGAAUCAGGAGACCUGGGCCCUCAGUCACUGCCUCCCCCGUGUGAUCACAUGCACGGUACUUGUGAGUUUAGGCUCUGGCUACGUCUCUCAUAAGAUCCCGGAAACAACAGUCACCUUCCCUUUGCACAGACACCACCUUCCAGCUUGCAGAGCAUCUUCAUGAUUCAUCAUCUGUGUUCCUUACACCAGCCUCACAAGGUGGGCAGGACACAAGAGUGGGAAUGGAUUGUCCCCAUUUUGCAGACAAGGUUCAAAGAGAUUAAGUAUCUAAGUUCCUGCAGAUGGGAGGUGACCAAGCUAGACUUGAACGCAGGGUCCUUGGUGCAGCCUCUUUGGGGCACCCUUUCAAAUGUGGUGACACCUAUAAAACUAUGAGAUCACACACUGGAGUUGGCAGAUGGCUCUUGGGGGACCCAGCAGGAAGGACCGCUGCAGAGGAAAGCGGGGAACACCGCCUUCCUGCUCCCCAAGCACCCGAGGCUUUGGAGGGAAAUGAUGGUCUGAGUGGACCCGCGUAAACCAAAGGAGGGUUGGUCUCUAGCUGCUCAAAUGAAAAUGUUUUCUCACACUGCUGAUUCAAUUCAGAAAACAUUUAUUGAGGCUUUAUCACAGACCAGGUUCUCUACUGGGGAGCAGAAUAAGUAAGCAAAAGCAGAAUGCAAAGCAGGCUGUCUAUCUACUUCUGUAAGCAGAAGUAUAAUGAAAAGUUUUAUAUUCGAAAUGUAAACAGAGGGCUUUGGAUUUACAGGGGGAGGUGUGUGCGAUUAAGUCAUCCCAGGGAGAGGAAGGCAAACACAGCUGAGCCCUGAAGGAUGAAGCAGGAUUUGACCCCUGGAGACAGGAGGGAAAGGGCCCCUGCCUGCUCUCCUCGGCCGCCCUGCCGCAGCCUGUUUGCUGUGGGGCCUGGCCAGCCCCCACCCCCGUGGAGCCUCUGCCCUCGUGGGUCACAUUUGAUGCAGUGCCCUGAAGUAUCUACUGCAAAGCAAGAGAGAUUCUGCCUGGCAGCUCUCGGGAGAGUAGACAGUAGGAGGGGCCGACAGGCCCUUGGCAGGGGAAUGGCAGGACGGAAGGAGGUACAGUUCUGGUGGCUGUGUCUCCCCUCCUAAGGGGCUAAGAGGCAGGAGCUGUUGCUCUGCAUAUGUGGUUUCAGGCAGAGAGUGUUUUGUGUCUUACUUAAAAACUGGAUUCUCAGUCUCCUGUGCAGCUUUCUGUCAGCUUGUUGCCAUGGAGAAGUCGGUUGGGGCUGGAAGCUCUGUCCCUCUCUGUGUCAGCAUUUCUGGACCUGCCAGCUGCCUCCUGCCCCUUCUCCAGAUGGAGGGCUCACAGGGACCCACAUGGUGGGCAGACCCUUUCUCUGCCAGCAUUGGAGCCGCAUCUCAGUUCUCUUGGGGACAGGAAUGUCCUUUGUCCAAGCACUGACUCAGCGACUCGACACUGAGUGCAUCGAUGUGCUAGGCAGCGUCCUGUGCUCUGUGAGAACAAAGAUAACUGUGGCCGGGGACACCCCCAUCACCAGGCAGGACCCUGCUGGCUCGUGAAAGUCGCUCUCACUGGAGAAAAGGCGGCCGGCAGUGAGACCUGGCUGCGCCCCGAGACCCAGCACUGAGCCCCGAGACCCAGCACUGAGCCCUGGCUGCGCUCCCGUGUGCUGCAUGGCCCGAUCAGGCCUCUUUCCUGACACAGACCUCAGUUUCCCCAUGUGAAAAAUUCGGGAAUUAGGUCGGGUGAUCGUGAAGAGUACUUUUGCCCUAAAAAUCUGAAGAUUUUACUUGAAAAAAAAA